Molecule: messenger RNA, 1272 nt
Organism: Acytostelium subglobosum LB1
Lineage: Eukaryota; Evosea; Eumycetozoa; Acytosteliales; Acytosteliaceae
Exons: 2
Source: RefSeq, a predicted model, not a curated record
AUGCCAACAUACUCAUCAUCAACCACUGGAGAUUACCUGGUGAUAGUUUUCCUCUCGAUCAGAUUCACCAUCCUGUUUAUACUAUUCAUACUCAAUGGCACGCAGACCAUACUCGAAUGGCGCUACCUCAAAAAGCACAACCGAUCAAUCAAUCCACGUCUAAUGACAUUCCUGUCGAUUUCACUAUUUCCUCUGUUUAGAGGACUGGAACAACUUACAUAUUUAUUGGUAUACCCUAGGGUUGGGUAUGGAUCAGUGUCACUAUUCCUUGGAGCUUAUGGAACUUACUUUGAAUUCACUGAAUGGAUAUUCAUUGGUUGCUUCUGGAUGCAAUUGUUGUACACAUUCUUUGUAUCCAACUCUGUGAUUAUGAAGAAUUCACAACGUGUAUGGUAUAGCUCAUGCGCAUUGGCAAUAGCCCUGCUCAUAUACACGAUCGUCACGUCAAUAUUCUAUUAUGUCAAUCCAUCGGUGUUGGCCAGCUGGGAGACAUUUGGCAUGAUCGCCUGGAUUGUCCUGGUGGGCGUGUCAAUCGCAUUCAAUGGCAUGGCCCUGGUACGAUUCAUGAAGCGCCAGGAGAAGCGCAUUCCCAAACUGGAGCACACGAUACGCAACACAUCUCGUCUGGCCGCCACACUCAUCGUCAUUGUCAUCUGCAUGCUCUCGAUUAUGAUUGGCUUUGCCGUGGCCAACGUGCCCAAGUGGUCUGACUACAUCUACGUCUCCAGGUUGCUGAUCUCCAUCAUUGAGAUCUCUCAGCUGGUCAUCGUCAUGAAGGCGCUGAGCGGCGACACACCAAUCAACUACCUGCAUUUCAAGCGAGUGAAUGAGGAUUCCUAUCCCAGCUACAGCAGUAGCAAUAUGUCAAAGUCUGGCGGCGACGACCAGUACACGAGUGGCGUUGGCAACUCUAAUAACCCGGCCUGUAUCUCAGUGUCAAUGGGCGAGGCGACAUCAAGCAAUUCAAUCAUGAUGCAAGAACUGAGUAAUUCUCCAAAGAGUGAAUCAUCCGAUGUCGAAGCUCCUCCUCCAUCCAUCGUUGCAACGUGUGGCGGUGGUGGCGAAGGUCUACAAGAGUUACAUCAUCAGCAACAACAACUACAGCAACAAUGUCAACAACAACAACAAGAACAAAAACCUCAAUGUCAACUGCAAGAGCUGUCAGAGUGUUCUGAACAGCCAACAGUCAAUAUUCAAUGUCAUCAACAUCUUCAGGCGACUAUAAUCGACAUCAACAUAGGUGGUCCCCUUCAUCAUUCCGAUGGAAGCCAA